Molecule: messenger RNA, 962 nt
Organism: Scylla paramamosain (green mud crab)
Lineage: Eukaryota; Metazoa; Arthropoda; Malacostraca; Decapoda; Portunidae
Product: methyltransferase-like protein 27
Exons: 7
Coding region: 105-764 (219 amino acids)
Source: RefSeq, a predicted model, not a curated record
UCUGAACGCGUGAGUACCUCAGACGUAUUCAUACGUACCAGUCACGGCAAGCAAGGCGUGGAAGCCUGUACGACUGUUAAACCUCGACGAUUCUCAGCUAAAUUAUGAGUGCCAUCAGGAUUUCAACCGAUUUGUUGAAUUUGCCGUGCCACCAGGAAGGACUUGAACCAAACCAAGUGACGGCCUACUAUGACAAGUGGUCUGCUGAUUAUGACAAGGCCCUUUCGCCUGAGACAUACAAAGGACCACAAAUAGCUCUAGAAGAGAUAAUGUGCCAUGUCCCAUCUCAUCUGCGCUCCACCUUCCGCGUCCUGGAUGUGGCGGCAGGUACCGGAAUUGUGGGAGUGAAGUUGGCCGGGGCAGGCUUCAGGUUCCUAGACGCUGUGGAACCCUCUUCAGGAAUGAUCAAGAUACUAAAGGAAAAGAAUGUGUACCAAAAUAUCUUUCAAAUAUACAUGGGGAAUAAUGACACUAUGAUUCCCCCAGACACCUACAACCUCGUGGUAGCAGUGGGAGCGAUGGCAGAAAGUCAUCUCCCCAUUAAUAGUGUUGACGAAAUGAUAUCUGCCUGCAAACCUGGCGGCUUUGUGAUUAUAGCAAUGCGGUACGAGUUCCUGCACAAGACUGAAGCCUACCGAGGCAAACUGAUACCUUACAUGGACGGCUUGGAAGAGCGAGGCUGCUGGAAGAUGGUAACAAAAAAACUGGUUCCUAAUUUCUUCUGCGAAAUGGAAGGUCUCGUCCUGACGUACAGAGUGCAGUGAACACACACACACACACACACACACACACACUCAAGAAUGAAUAUAAAGUAAAUCUGAUUGACGUUUUCUGUUACAUUACACACCAUAGUAAAGAAACAGACCAUUGAUAUACUCAAGCGUUUCCUGUUGGCUUGGCUUAACAUCAUUUUAUAAUGAGAGAAUUGUAAAAUAUUUCUCCCCUAAUAAAAGUUGUCUAUC